AUGGUGGAAAAGCAAGGCAGCUACGACCUUAGUCUCGAUGGCAGCUUCCUUCAGGACCUGCCCCCUUUGAUUAAGAGAUAUACAUACCAUGGAAAGUCGCAAUUCUUUGAUAUUCUUAAAACUGAAUCCGCUCACUUCAAAUCCUCGAUUAAAUCAAGCGAAUUCCUCCUCUUUCACGUCAGUAGAGAGACCAUCGAAAACAUUUUCGAUCUUCGGAACGAAGACGAAGACCCUUCUAUCUCAAAGCUUAGCACUUCAUUCGAUAAAAAAGAACAACUCCUCCUGGUCACCAUGCCUUCUGAGCCACACUCUGUAGCAGCGGAUGUUGUGAACACUAUGAUUCGCCAGACCCUGGUACCAAUGGGGUUGAUGACUGCUCUCCACGGAUAUCCGGGUGCAAAUAUCGAAGGGGAGGAUCGAGGAAAACAACCAGAUUAUGGCUGGGGACCCAGAAGAAAAGUGCCUGGUCAACCCCGCAACCCGUCUGUUACUCUCGAAAUUGCGUACUCAGAAUCGGACUCGAAAUUGAACACUGAUGUCCGGUUUUGGUUGAACACUGAUCACGGCAAUGCGAAAAUCUCCUUGACACUGCGGAUCGAUAGGUCCCGGCCACAAAUCCGGAUCGAAAAGUGGGAAAGACAAGACGACAGAGCCCAUCGCUCCCAGGUCAUCUGGGUUACUAAACAAGGGGGCCAAAUCAAAGUCACCGACCAUCCUCUUCUUAUCCCCUUUGAAAGUCUGUUCCGUUACCAGCCAACUUUCCCAAGGGAGAAAGAUCUCGAGAUCUCACAACAGCAACUGGAGGAAAUCGCGACGACGAUUUGGGAAGUUCAGUGGGACCAGCAGAGCUCGUAA
Molecule: messenger RNA, 855 nt
Organism: Penicillium crustosum
Lineage: Eukaryota; Fungi; Ascomycota; Eurotiomycetes; Eurotiales; Aspergillaceae
Exons: 1
Coding region: 1-855 (284 amino acids)
Source: RefSeq, a predicted model, not a curated record